Corythoichthys intestinalis (scribbled pipefish) is the source of this 11854-nucleotide messenger RNA. It is a transcript of the gene zeb1b, whose product is annotated as zinc finger E-box binding homeobox 1b. Lineage: Eukaryota; Metazoa; Chordata; Actinopteri; Syngnathiformes; Syngnathidae. Bases 4359 to 7301 code for a protein of 980 amino acids. The record is from RefSeq and is a predicted model, not a curated record. The transcript is spliced from 8 exons.
UGCCAAAAUGUAUAUGAUUGGGAAAAAUUAUCGGGAAUGAUUGGAAUUGAAUCGGGAGCAAAAAAAGCAAUCGGAUCGGGAAAUAUCGGGAUCGGCAGAUACUCAAACUAAAACGAUCGGGAUCGGCUCGGGAGCAAAAAAACAUGAUCGGAACAACCCUAGUAGUGACUAAGCAAAUUCAUGUUCAUAGAUCUUCACAUUUUGACAGCAUGUUUUUAAACAGGUCACAAUUUGAAUCAAUGCUGCCAAUAGGUCUGUUAUACUUCCUCAUAUGAAGUGAAAGUCCAAACUUGUCAAAAAUGUCAUUUUUCCUAGAAUUUAGCCAGUGUAUCAAAAUGGGCCCCUAAAUUUCUUAACCUUCGCCGAACCCCUUAGACAUACUCACCGAACCGCUGGGGUUCGAUCGAACCCAGGUUAAGAAUCACUGCUCUAUACUUACUGACCAGAAAAGCCAAAUGGCACUGCCACGAUGCAAGCUGACGUACUCCACGUACAAUAUGAUAAUGUCAUGUCUUCGUCUUGUUAUAUUGCAGUCUCCCAAGCCAUGAUUUUAGCUCGACAUCGUCAUAAAAAAUUGUUCGUGUUUUCGUUAUCGUCAUUGUUGACGAAAACAACACAAAGACAUUCCAUCAUUUUAGCCUCCAUAAUAAACAUCAGUUUCUUUUGAUUUCACUUUGACCUCACUUGAACUUUUAUUGUUGUGUGCAAAAAAAGCUGCUGAUUUCCUUUAAGGACUUUUAAGGACUUUAUAUUCCAUUGUAGGACUUAGAGUUGUCCGAUAUUAUAAAGUAGCCAAUAAUGUUGGCAGAUAAAAGCAUUUUAAAAUGAUGUCUGAUAAUAUCGACAUCGGGUUUUCAUUAUCGAUUUUGGGCCAAUCAUAGACUUCACUAUCAGUUGACGGGGCGCGGGGCCGCUCCAAAGAGGGCCUAGUUUCAAAAACUUAAAGUUCAAAUAUUUUCAAAACCAAAGUUGCAAGCAACCUAAAACCAAAACAGGCACCUGCCUGGGGCAAAUAUGAGUCUCCAUGAGCAGCAGCAUCCAAAAAUUUAAAGUCGUUCCCUAAUAAAAUCCAAUUAUUCUUUAUACAAGUAUAACAAAACAUGGCAAAAAAUGGCUAUAAAAUUCACAGAUUUUAUGCUAGAUGCACAAAAAUCGCCAAAUGCUGAGAUAAUCACCUACUAUAUUUUCAGGUUAAAUAGCAAUAUUAAACAUAUAAGUUUUUGCCCGAAAUGGCGACUUAUUUUAUUUACUGCAAUUUUGACAUAAGUUUUCAACAGCUAAUAAAUCAUUCAGUUCUCGCAUCAGAAACUUAAUACUUGAGGAAGUAAAGCAUAAUCAUCUUAAUUGUACUCAACAAAGCUAAUUUUGCAUUUUUCUAUAAACAAUCACAACUUAUUUAGGUUGAAUUCCGAUGUCACUAUUUCCUCAGCACGUCUGCCGGCUAUUUGGCUCUGGUUGUUUUUAGAUUAAAAUUUUAUAUAAAAUAAAACACGUGAAAGCCGAAUUUUUUUUUUUUUUGUACAGACGUAGAAAUGUCUUAAUUACUAUUUUUUUGUCCAAAAAACGGGCAUUUGGCCGAAAAUUACCUGAUUAUUUGAAGUUACGCUAUUGUGUAUGGAUACAAAAUCCAACAAGGCGGCCAUCACAAAACAAAAUUUUUGUAAAUAAAUGCGUAAACCCUGGAAUUUUAUGAACGUAAAACAGUCUAGAUUCUUGGUGAAAAGCAAAAAAACGGGUAGUUAUCAUUCAUUUUACGUAAAUAUUUCAAACUUAUUAACUAACUACUAAUUACCUCAGUCUUCGACCAAAUCGGCGACCUUGAGUGCCAGAAAGGCGCCUUCAAAUAAAAUUUAUUAUUACUAUAAAUCUCUCUUCAGACACUCCUGCCUGCUUGUAUGCAGUAAAACUUUUGUCCUGUUUCCACCUAAACCUGGCGUUAGAACACAGCAUGUGUUUGAGUUUAUCGCAGUGAAGGCUUCCGCGACUCUGCCUAGCCUUGCCCCCAACGGGAAGACGUUGCGCAAUGUCUAUAAGAGCUGUCUCGUCAACUGAUAGUAAAGUCUAAUGACCAAUAUAUGUGUUGCCUUCAAAGUGAAUGUAGAAGCCUUUGUACAAGGGCUGGUUACAGCUUUGCAUGCUUAUUGACCAUUAGAUGUCUCAAAACUUAGAUGCUUGGGAUUUGUUAUAUGAGCUGACCAUUUAGAUUCAUGUUGCAAAAUGAACAAUAAGUGAUUGAAAAAUACUGAAUAUGUCAAGUGCAAGACCGCAUAUAUCACUUUGAUAUCGGUAUCGGAUUUUGGGGGUUGGAUAAGAUCGGGAUAUUGGUAAAAAAAAGUAAUUAUCGGACAACUCUAUCAGGACUGCAUGAAUGAAGGGAUGGUUAGUAGGUUAAUUAGUAGUCUCCUAUGCUCUCAUUAGUUGAAAUAGUGGGUCGCGAAAUGAUGUAGUCACUAUCCAAUGGUGCUGAACUGCUUUGGAUUUGUGGUGUGCUUAUAAUUAGGGGUCAUGAAGCUUGUUUUAUUUUGUUGUCUUCUUGUUCACUAUUCUUCUUGUCCUUUUGAUGGACUUCAAAAUAGGUGAACGCUGUGGUGCUGAAGCUUGCGGGCAUGUACAGUAUAUGUUGUGAAAUAAUGUUAUGAUGAUUACACCUUCUUAUUCGUGCAUUUUCUUUAUUUUAAUGACUAUUUACAUAGUAAAUUCGCACUGAAAGUAAUAAAACUAUGAAUGAAAACGUGUGGAAUUAUGUACUUUGCAAAAAAAGGUGGAAUAAGUAAAAACAUGUUUAAUAUUUUAGUAUCUUCAUUUUUGCACACUCUUGGCAUUCUCUCGAUGAGCUUCAGGAUCAGGAUGUAGUCGCCUGAAAUGGUUUUUAGUUCACAGGUAAGCCUUAUCAGGUUUAAUUAGUUGAAUUUCUUGCUUUUAUCAAUGGGGCUGGUUCCUUCAUUUGUGUUGCAUUGAAUGAGGUGUGUCCAAACCUUUGGCUUGUACUGUACUGUACUGUGCUGUAUAUUAUUUUGCUCCAAGCGGCCAAGUCCUAUUCGUCACACAAAAAAGCUCUGAUUUGUCCCUUCAUUGAAAAAUUAUAGACAGACUAAGCUUUCUGUUUUACUUCAUUUUACCAUUCUUUAAAGUAUGUUAUAUGGUAUAACACAAUCCUGACCAACUGUGAGCCCAUUAUCGUAGAUGGCACUUGGGUAGUGAGAGAUCUGCGACUAUCGAUUGCCUCCAGCUGUACUGUCAAUACCCCAGUCGAAUUCCGACACGGUGGACUAAUGGUCUCAUGGGCCGGUGGCAGCCAGAUGCACACCCGCCCACACACACACACACCAUCCCACCACCUCGGGAUAUAAUGAACAAAACAAUCCAUUAAUACAUCAAUACAUGACAACCUGGGUUUACCUGCUGCCUCAGCCAUUUCACAUUUGACCAAUGUUUUGCAACUUGCAACACACAUUUUCUGUCCAGCCUUUUGCAUUUCCAUCUGAUUUUCCAUAUCGCAUUAAGCCAAAGAAACAUGGGAAGGACAAAUAAGGUGUUGGGGAUCAGUGAGGCUAAUUUCACAUGCUCUCCUGAGGUCUAACAUACAGCACACAUUCACUUUUUUCCUCGCCUGGUUUAACAAGAUUUAUUCCUGUGACUGUCCAACAGUCAAGUUGUCUGCAGUGCACUCUCAUGGUCGUUUAACAGCAGGGUAAUGGUGUGUAUGGUGCUGCUUGACUGCUCCCCGGCUCUAGUCGCCCUGGAGGAGGGUGUUAGGGAACAUGGGAGGCGGGGGGAACCCUCCCAGAUCACAUGGGCAAAGCCCACUUUGUAAGAGAGAGAGGAUAGAAUGAGGUGACAAAAGACCUUUUGUGGAUGCAAGUUUACGGCAUUAACCUCUUUCUCCCCCAGCAUCACAUGAAGAACAAGAAACUACUGUGGCAACUUAGCGCUAGCCUGAGGCUGCGUGUUUGAUUAUGCACUGUGUGUGUGUGUCAGGGGGUGUCCAGGAUGUUUGCCCCCGGGAGUCUUGUGACUGAGCUGACAUUCUGAGAAAUGGGGAGUGUGGUCAGCUGUUGUCAAAAUGCCACAAAGGAGAGGAUUUGCAAGACAGGCCCGCUCUGCACUUUUUGGACAUUAGUGUCAGAAUUAAGAGAAACUGAGUGACCAACUACAAUAAUGUGGUGGAUGCUGGCACAGAUUCAGACGAUGAGGACAAGUUGCACAUCGUGGAGGAGGAAGGCAGCCUGGCGGACGGGGCCGACUGCGACAGCACCCUACCAGACGAUGAGCACCCCAGGGAGCACUGGGAUCGAGUGAAAGAAGACUGUGUGUCAGACGGCGAGGAUGACGUAAGCACAGACGCCUUGGUGGAGGAGAUGCUUCAGCAAGGGGACACAGCUGUCAUUUACCCAGAAGCCCCAGAGGAUGAACUGCAACGUCACGGCACUCCCGACGCCAGCAUUCAUGAUGAAAACGGAACACCAGAUUCCUUCUCUCAGCUGCUCACCUGCCCUUACUGUUCACGUGGCUACAAGCGUUACAGCUCCCUGAAGGAGCACAUUAAGUACCGGCACGAGAAGACCGAGGAAUGCUUCAGCUGCCCUGAGUGCAGCUACACUUUUGCACACCGCGCACAACUGGAGAGACACAUGACGGCCCACAAACCAGGAAGGGAUCAGAGACACAUCACACAGUCGGGAGGCAAUCGCAAAUUCAAGUGCACUGAAUGUGGAAAAGCGUUUAAAUAUAAGCACCAUCUGAAGGAGCACCUACGCAUUCACAGUGGAGAAAAGCCCUACGAGUGUUCCAACUGCAAGAAGCGAUUCUCUCAUUCGGGCUCAUACAGCUCGCACAUCAGCAGCAAAAAGUGCAUUAGCCUCAUCUCAGUCAACGGCAGACAACGACUGAGCAACAACAAGUCCCAGACCCAGGUUCAGACGCCAAUUCUUCCCACAUCACCAUCUGUCCUCCGCACGCAAAUUAGAGAGAAGCUGGAGCAUAGCAAGCCCCUACAGGAGCAGCUGCCCCUUAACCAGAUCAAAAGUGAGCCAAUGGACUACGAAUAUAAACCUACGUUGAUGACAUCCCCACCUGUGGCUGGCAUAAAUGGUGGAGUUUACAAUGGAGGCGCCGCGGCUUCUCUGCAGGGCACAGUACAAGCUGUGGUCCUGCCCACUGUGGGACUGGUGUCACCCAUCAGCAUCAACUUAGCAGAUCUGCAGAAUGCUCUUAAAGUGGCCGUGGACGGUAAUGUUAUUCGCCAAGUCCUGGAAAGCAACGCCAAAGGCCAGGGCCAGGCCAACUUGGGGUUAACCACUGGAACGCUCCACCCCUCCCAGCAGCAGCUCAUCUCAGCCAUCAGUUUACCUAUUGUGGGUCAGGAUGGAAAUGCAAAAAUCAUUAUAAACUACAAUUUAGAUCCCAACGGGGGCCAACUCACAGCGCAAAACCUUAAGAAGGAGCAUGAGCCAUUCUCAACUGCUCAGCCAACCGCAGAAUCUUUCAAAUGUCAGAAGCUUCCUGAAGAUCUGACCAUCAGGAGCAUGAGGGCCAACGAUACAAAAGAAGAGGAUAAAACCACUAAGACAUGUCUCCUGUGUGAUAGCUGUCCUGCCGGGCUGGAAGCACUCCAUACCCUCAAACACUGCAAAAAGGAGAGUCUCAAUCUCAACGGAGAGUCUGCUGUUGCUGCGCUGCUGUCAGAGGGAGGACUUUCCAACCAGCCUAAGAACCUCUUGUCCCUGCUCAAGGCCUAUUUUGCCUUAAACGCAGAGCCCACCAAGGAAGAGCUAGCCAAGAUCUCAGACUCAGUCAGCCUACCAAUUCAUGUUGUCAAAAAGUGGUUUGACAAAAUGCAGGAAGGUCAAAUAUCACUAGGUGCGCCUACACCACCUUCAGAGGAAGAGGAUGCCUGUGAUACCAACAGUGUCGUAUCUCUGAUCCAGGGGAAGGGGAUGCCCUCUAUGAGUCCUUCUGUGACUCAGGACAGUCCUACAGAAGCUACCCCAGCUGAGGUCAACGGCUCCCACAGCUCUCCAGCCUCUCCUUUACCACUAAAGGUGAGAGGUGAUGGUCUCCUUCAAGACCGGCCCCCUCAUAGCACUGAUUCACCACUAGACCUUUCCCUGCCAAAGUCUGACAAAGAAGAAACUGAGGCUGUGGUUGUAAAACGCCGCAAUUACCCCUCGCCUUCCUCUGUCCGUACCAAUCUGGAUGAACCUUUGAACUUAACUUGCACAAAGAAAGAUGCGUCGCCACUCUCAUGUAUGGGCUCCAGCCCUGUUGCACUGUAUGCCAGCCCGCCAAGUGCCAAAACUCUAAAUAUUGUGACCACUCAACUCCCCACGCUGGUGGCCAUUGCCGACCAGAGCCGUAUGCAAUGUCUAAGGGCAGUGACCACCAACAACAAACAGACUAUCCUGAUCCCCCAGCUGGCUUAUACCUACACCACUACAGCUAACAGCCCUGCUGGAACCGAGACACAGGAAACCAUCCACCUCAACGGAAUAAAGGAGGAAAAGCAGGACACAUGCUCAGAAGGUAUGUCUGCCAUGGACGACCACAACGACUCAGACUCGGGCCCUUUGAGGAAAAAGAUGAAGAAGACGGACAGUGGCAUGUACGCCUGUGACCUGUGUGACAAGAUCUUCCAGAAAAGCAGUUCGCUGCUAAGACACAAAUACGAACACACAGGGAAACGACCACACGAGUGCAGCAUCUGCACCAAGGCUUUCAAACACAAACACCACUUAAUCGAACACAUGCGCCUCCACUCGGGGGAGAAACCCUACCAGUGCGACAAGUGCGGCAAACGCUUCUCUCACUCGGGCUCGUACUCCCAGCACAUGAACCAUCGCUAUUCUUAUUGCAAGAAGGAGUCUCAGAGCCAAGGCGGAGGCAGGGAGAGCCCGGAGGAGGACGCCCUGAGCCGGGUACGGGGCUCACACCUCCUCCCUUUCCAGAUGGACUCGGACGAGCGCGGGAGCAGCGCCAGAGAGGACGAGGAAAGCGAAGAGUUCGAGGAGGAGGAGGAAGAAGGCGCGGUGGACAUGGAUGACGUCCAGGUGGUGCAGAUAGGAGACGAAGGAGGGGAUGACGACGAGGCCGAGGAGAAGACGGCGGAGACGGAGGAGGAGGCCGACACGAGACAAGAACACGAAGAGGAGGGAGUCGAGAUGGUGGGAGAUGAGGCGACGGAUGGAGAACAAGGCGUGACACGAGAGCGAGAAGAAGAGGAGGAGGUCAUGAGGGAGAGCGGGGGCGAAGGGAACGCAGCGUGUGAAGAAGAUGAGAGGCAGGAGAACGGAGAUGGUGACUAAAAACGAGGAGAAAUCAAGACUCCUGCUAACUUGUGACAGCUUGCUUCAGUUCACUACUGUGUAGAAAUCCAGGUGUGCCUGAAAAUUGAAAAAAAAACAAAAAAAAAUACAAGUGACUUUUCCGCAGAAAGAAAAAGAUUUCUCAAAUCCAUUUGUAAAGAGAAAAAUAUUAAGAAUGCAAAUUUUACUAAAGGAAGGAAAUGCAUUAUACAGACUUUGGAAGCUAGAGCCGACAAGUUUUAGAUAAUGUUUUAUUACUAAAACACCUUGGUUCGUUUCUUUUUAUCAGUGUUACUAAUUUUGCCACUCAUAUUUUAACCCUUAAAUGCUGUACAGUUGGGAGAUAUUUCUAUACCUUUUUAUUGCCAAUGAUCAUUAAGAAAAAAAGUCAGUAUUUUAUUAAGUUGGAAGGAAAAUAAGACAAAUCCUGUGCACUACAAGUGGCUUGGUUUACGCGAGGAUCGAGCAGUUCCGUUGUGUUUUCUACCCUUUCAGUAUUAGCGCACUAGAAAUACCACAACACUUAUUUUGGUUUGCGCUCUUUUUCCCAUCGGAUGAUGAGCCUUAAGAAUAAAAACAGUGGCGAUAGGACGGGUCGUUACAGCCAUUUACAAUUUUCAGGUGACUUCUGUAAGUCAGUGACAUUUUGGGACAAAAGCUUAUUAACUUUCUAUCUCACAUGUGUGCAACCAAAUUUUAAAAAUGAAUACUUGAACAUUUGUAAUGACAUUAAACAGACAAUAUGAUUAGCAUUAAACAUACGUCAGAAUUUUUUAAAAUGGAUUUGGCCCUUUUUCACCAAAAUGAGUUUCUAGCUAGCUAGCUAGCUAGGUUUAUAUCCCGGGCUUUGCAUGUUCUGCCCGAAAAGAUUCGUACUCGUAUUUACACAUUCGUGUUCGUAUUUAGGCAUUUGUAUAUUUUUAACCAGAAAAUUCUGACGUUUCAUUUUUUUUUUUGUGGGUGUGUGAAUACAACUCUUGGACUCGACUACGAAUCUUGUCUGUGGAUAAAUUCAAUUUUACAGUUACAACUAAAAAACUAAUCUAUCCUCGAAUCCUCUAAGGCAGUGUUUUCCAACCUUUUCUGAGUCACGGCACGUUUUUACAUUGGAAAAAAUGUUGCAGUACACCACAAACUAAAAGUGUUCCAAAAUGAUUUUCUGUACAGUUUAUUUAAUUCUAAUGUAAUUUCUCAAUAUUUAUACUUACUCAGUGUGACAUUUGAUCAGAGGCGGGUGGAGUAGCCGAAAGGUUUACUCAAGUAAGAGAAGUGUUACUUCAAAAAUAAUAUUACUUGAGUAAAAGUAGUCGUCCAAAAAAAUGUAUUCAAAGUACAAUUAAAAAAGUAUCCAGUGAAAAGAAUACUCAAGUAAUGAGUAACAUUGUGAGUAACUGUAGUUACAAUGAAACCAUACAAUAACCCAUUACAUAACCACAUUAAGCCAAAGAAAUACCCCCCCCCCCAAAAAAAUAUUGAAUUCCGGCGAAAGAGGGAAAAAAAAAACACAGAAAUUAAGCAUUAUUUGUCCAAAGAGCAUUAGUGCCCUCUAGUGGAGAAAAUAGUUCUUCGUUUGAAUAAUGAAUAGUUCCUUCAUAAUUACUAUUAUGAAAUUAAAAUGAUUAUGUCUCCGGUUUUCCAUGAUCAAUCGGUGCCAAAUGAACCUGGGAGAGAGGUUUAAAUCCGCGCUUUCGAGUAAUGUUGAGGGCAGCGCUCUUUGUCAAAUACUUCAUUUUUACUGUGCUUUAGAGACGCAACGUGAUUGAACAAGCUACACUUAGAAGAACAUUUUUCUCAAAAAGUUACUCAAGUCAGUAUAACGGCGUACAUGUAAUGCGCUACUGCCCACCUCUAAUUGCGAAACUUUAUGAGAAAAAUGAACUUGUCUGAGUAUUGUUUCCACUUUUGGAUGACUACUUUUACUUGAACAAAAUAUUCUUAAAGUACCGCUUUUACUUGAGUACAAUUUUCUGCUACUCUACCCACCUCUGCACUCAAGUAAAUGUAAGGGAGUACAUGUAACGCAUUACUACCUACCUUUGCAUUUGAUGGAACGUGAAACAUGGAGUAGGUUUCGUCUCAUCCCCGGUGAAAGUAAAUCCGAACGAAACACAGCUUUUUCAACACCAGUUGGAAAAACACUGCUUAACGGCGCAUGAGCCAAACCAAAAACAGUUGCAGGCUGCAGGAGUAACUGUAAUUCCAUGAACCAGGCAUCUUUUAAUAAAGAGCAAUUACAAGAAAAGCUUUCUCCUGACAAAUUAGCUCCACGAACAACACUACAGUUUUUUUGGUUUGUUUGGCGUACGUGCCGUUAGAGGAUUCAAGGUUACAUUAGGUUUCCCUGAGACCUACAGUCAUGGACAAAAUUAUUGGCACCCCUGGAAUUUUUCCAGAAAAUACAGCAUUUCUCACAGAAAGAAAUGCAAUUACAAAUGUUUUCAAUAUGAAUAUGUGUGUGUGAAUGAAUCUUGGAAGUGCAUUGGAAAUCACGAAAAGGCCAAAACUGACACGAUUUUAGACAAAACUCACAAAGUAGGCUGGACAAAAUGGUUUUUGUGCCUUCUUGCAACAGCAAAUUUUGAAAUGUCUCCAUAAGUGUUCAAUGGGAAUUUGAUCCAGACUCAUUGAUGGUCACCUCAAAAUUCUCCAGCGCUUUAUCUCCAACCAUUUCCUGGUGCUAUUUGAGGUCUGUUUGGGUCAUUUUCCUGUUGAAACACGCAUGACCUCUGGCAUAGACUCAGUUUUCUGACACUAUAUUGCGGCCCAAAACAUUUUAAUAGUCUCCAGAUUUCAUGACUUCUUGUACACUGUCAAGGCACCCAGUGCCAGAGGAAGCAAAACAACCCCAAAACAUCAUUGAACCUCUACCAUGUUUGACUCUAGGCCAGUGGUGUCUAACCUAUUCCACAUAGGGCCGCAGUGGGUGCUGGAUUUCAUUCCUACCAAACAAGACGACAUCUUUUCACCAAUCUGGUGUCUCACAAGUGUAAUCAGUUGAUUGCAGUCAGGUGCUGCUUGUUUUAGCGCAAACUUCAUUGGUUAAACUGUGCUCGAUUGGUAGGAACAAAAAACAGGACCCACAGCGGCCCUUGAGGACAGGUUUGGACACCCAUGUUCUAGGCACUGUGUUCUUUUCUUUGUAGGCCUCAUUCUUUUUUCUGGCACGGGGUGUCUUGACAGUGUGCAAGGAGUCAUGAAAUCUAAAGUCUAUCAAAUUGUUUUUGGCCGCAGUGUAGUGUCAAAAAACUGAGGCUGCGUCAGAGGUCAUGGGUAUUACAACAGGACAAUGACCCAAAACAUACCUCAAAUAGCACCGUGAAAUGGCUGGAGACAUAACGCUGGAGAAUUCUUAAGUGGCCAUUGAUGAGUCCGGAUCUAAAUCCCAUUGUGCGCUAUGGAGAGAUUUUGCUGUUGCAAGAACACACCCUUCAAAUCUGAAAGACCUGGAAGAGUUUGCAAAAGAAGAGUGGUCCAAAAUUCCGUCUGAGAGGUGCACGAAACUUUUUGAUGGUUAUAGGAAGCGAUUGCUGUCUGUUAUUUCUUCCAAAGGAUGUGCAACCAAAUAUUGAGGUGAGGAUGCCAACAAUAUUGUCCAGCCUAUUUUUAUGAGUUUUGUCUAAAAUUGUGUAGUGGACAAAUUUGGAACGUGCUUUCGCUGUUGAGUCUUCCACUCCACGAUGCUUACUGCGGUUCCUGAAAAAUAAACCCUAAAUAACGCAUGUUAAGAACCAAACUUUAAGCCCCACCCUCUCAAAUAAGUCCAUCCCUACCAUCCUCAGAGCAACCAUCGCUUCAGGGUAUCAAAUUUAAAUAAGUAAGUUGCUCUGCCCCACCCGUAUUAGUAAAAAUCUUUUAUAUACAAACAUGAAUGUAUAAAUACGAGUACGAAUCUUUUUGACCGCUUACUCCAUACUCCGGCUACUCUGGCUUUUGCCCCACAUUCGAAAAAUAUGCAUGGUAGGCUGAUUGAACACACUAAAUUGUCCAUAGGUAUGAGUGUGAGCGUGAAUGGUUGUUUCCUUGUGCCCUGCAAUUGGCUGGCAACUGAUUCAGGGUGUACUCAGCCUACUUCCCAUAGUUAGCUGGAAUACCCUCGGAAGAUGAAGGAAUGAAUAUUUUUAUGCCUUUUAUUUGAAAAAAUGUCUUUUUUUCUCAUAUUAUUGUUGUUCCUGUUCUUUCCCCAGCCACCUGAGUAUGGAAAUUGUACUCAUACCAGGAAUCCUCAUUAAGUUGUACAUUUAUUUUUUCCAACAUACUGACAAAAUACAGAACGGUGAUACGCAUUCAUUUGCCAACUGAUUAAAAAAACAAAAACAAAUGCUGUUUUUAAAGCCUGUAACAAAUUGAAAGAGGAGGAUGUUUCAAAAAAUGACAAAUGAUUGAAAAUUAUUUUCACAAAAACAAUAUGAUGCAAUGUAGGGUUUUUUUGGUGGUGGUACUUAUAGCCUUUUCGUUACAAAUCCGCUUUGACAUGAGAGUGAAUAGGGUUUUUCCCAAAAUGUCAUGACAAAUGUUUAAAUGUAUUUUUUUUUUUUUUUUGCAUUUCUUCCAUU